AUGCGGCGUGUAAGUGGGGGCCUCACAGUCCCUUUCGUGACGUACCUCCCGAUCACUGGCCACAGGGGUACACUGCGUUACUACAGCAGCAGCAGCCGUAGCAGCAACGACAACAACAACAACAACAACGAUAACAGCAACACGGCGGUAGGGAAGACUGGCAAGGAAAAGGCAGGUCGCUAUGAUGAGAAGCCGACACCGGAGAGUGCCCCACAUAUUCCCACCAGGCAACGUGGAAAGCAGCAUGAGAGUGAUGCCCAGCUGAUCAACAUUACAGAGGUUUCAACACGCGCUGGUGUGCGUUGGCUGGAUGUGUCUGGACGCACACAUGCGUGGGCUGAAAACUCUUUCCUCCGCGAGGGCGAAUUCGUGGAGUACGCAAUGAAGGCGCUGCGCAACUGGCAACUGCCGCCUGACAUGAUCGCGAAAGUUGCCCAGGGCGAGCGUCCAAUGCCGUUUGUGCACGUUGAGGAAACUUGGGCAAGCCUAACACUGCGCUGCGCUCAGCAGAACCCCCGCUGGCUCUCGUCGCUUCUGCACGAAAAAGUGAAGGACUUCCGUGUGACUGGCGAUGAAAGGGCACGCCGUGAGAAGGGGCUCGAAAUGCGCGAUGACGAGGAUGAGGUCCUCCGUGACGUGGACGAGGCCCGUGUGCGCAGCGGGCGCAACAGGGCCCUCGCCGGCCGCAACGAGAGGCGCUGGGUUGCCGCGCACGCAACCAUAACGGAGCUGACGGACCGCCUCCACAUCUUCCUGCUGAAGGAAGACUGCCCGCCGACCGAGAUGGCGGGUGAGAAGGAGGACGAGGAGAAGGGGCACCGCCGAAACGUGCACUGGCGCGUGGUGACAGUGCACCGCUACCGGGUGCCAUUUCUGGAGGACAUGCUGAGAAACUGGGCAACGAGCAAACUUCGGGGCGAGACAUGGGUCGGGGUCGUGCGUCGUAUCGUUCACGGCACCACCAUGAGCGUGCAGAGUGUCAACUACAAGUACGCCGAGCGGCUGGACGAGGUGGAGGCGAUACUGUUUAGGUCUGAGACGAAGAUGCACGAGCUUUCCAAGGUCCUCGCGCAAGUGCACAUUGUUCACCGGCGUACAAAAAUCCACGCAAACCUCCUCCGUGAGACACAAAGAUGCUACCCCAAACUACUGACCUCCUUGAAGAUACCCAUCGAGAUACAGGACCAAAGGGAGAUCCUUCUUAUCUCGAAUGCCCUAUCACUCGCUGAAGAACUUCACGAUCAGACGCGAUCGCUACUGGCUCUCCAAUUUUCUGUUGCAGCGUACAUGCUCGAAGAUCAUCUUCGCAUGUUAACGAUAUUCACA
Messenger RNA from Trypanosoma grayi, 1326 nucleotides. RefSeq lists its product as hypothetical. Lineage: Eukaryota; Euglenozoa; Kinetoplastea; Trypanosomatida; Trypanosomatidae. The annotation marks the transcript as partial. The record is from RefSeq and is a predicted model, not a curated record. The transcript has a single exon.